AUGAAAACGAUGUUCACGCUAAUAGUCGCCGCACUAUGGGCGACCACCACCACCACCGGCAGCAGCGGAUCGCACGUCACGAAACGAUCCAGCACGGGCACUCAAGAACAGGAGAUUCUCAAUGAUCUGCUACGAAACUACGAUAUGCGUGUUCGUCCGCCACCGACUAAUUACUCUGAUCCACAAGGACCUGUGACAGUGCGGGUAAACAUUAUGAUAAGGAUGUUAUCGAAAAUAGACGUCGUAAACAUGGAGUACAGUAUGCAGCUAACAUUUCGUGAACAAUGGAUUGAUUCACGACUUGCCUACGCUCAAUUAGGUUAUCGUAAUGCACCGAAAUUCCUCACCGUACCACAUAUCAAAAAUAAUUUGUGGAUUCCGGACACGUUUUUCCCGACCGAAAAAGCAGCACAUAGACAUCUGAUCGAUACGGAUAACAUGUUCCUCAGGAUACAUCCAGAUGGAAAGGUACUGUACAGUAGUCGGAUAAGCAUCACGAGCUCAUGUCAUAUGCAAUUACAACUCUAUCCAUUUGAUUUACAGUUUUGUGAUUUUGAUUUGGUCAGCUAUGCGCAUACGAUGAAGGAUAUUGUCUAUGAAUGGGACUAUGCGGCACCGGUACAGUUGAAGCCUGGAGUGGGUAGUGAUUUACCGAAUUUUCAAUUGCAGAAUAUCACCACUAAUGAUGACUGUACCAGUCAUACGAACACAGGCUCGUAUGCUUGCCUAAGGAUGAAACUUAUACUGAAAAGGCAAUUCAGCUACUACCUAGUGCAAUUGUAUGGUCCCACAACGAUGAUUGUUAUUGUGUCAUGGGUAUCAUUUUGGAUCGAUAUGCAUUCAACAGCUGGACGUGUUGCUCUCGGUGUCACCACUCUUCUAACCAUGACAACAAUGCAAGCAGCUAUAAAUGCUAAAUUACCUCCGGUGAGCUAUGUGAAAGUGGUAGACGUUUGGUUAGGAGCGUGUCAAACGUUUGUGUUCGGAGCGUUGCUUGAAUAUGCGUUCGUCUCCUAUAAGGAUAGUUCACGAAAGGAGGAACAAGCAAAAAGUAACGCGGCCAGAAAGGCUCAGAAACGAAGAGCCAAAAUGGAGAUUACCAGCGCUAGCGAAGCCUAUCAACCACCUUGUACUUGUCAUUUGUAUCGCGACAUGCGUCCAUCGUUACGGGACCGACUUCGGCGCUACUUCACUAAACCGGAAUAUUUGCCGGCGAAGAUCGACUUCUACGCGCGAUUCUACGUGCCGCUCGGCUUUUUGGCCUUCAACAUCGUCUACUGGACGUCAUGCAUCAUGAUGGCUUCGAAAAUGUCUCAGAUGUGA
Messenger RNA from Necator americanus (New World hookworm), 1323 nucleotides. RefSeq lists its product as uncharacterized. Lineage: Eukaryota; Metazoa; Nematoda; Chromadorea; Rhabditida; Ancylostomatidae. Gene Ontology annotation, cellular component: synapse; neuron projection; plasma membrane. The transcript has 11 exons. Gene Ontology annotation, molecular function: chloride channel activity; transmitter-gated monoatomic ion channel activity involved in regulation of postsynaptic membrane potential; transmembrane signaling receptor activity. Gene Ontology annotation, biological process: regulation of membrane potential; signal transduction; nervous system process. The record is from RefSeq and is a predicted model, not a curated record. Bases 1 to 1323 code for a protein of 440 amino acids.